AGGUGUAAUGGUAUCAUAGGCAGAGGAGGUAACGGAGGCGGUGGUGUCAUCCAUGGCGGGGGAAGCACCACAGGAGGAGGUGGCAUUAUUAACGGAGGAGGCACCACAGGAGGAGGUGGUUUUCCCGGCGGAGGCAGCACUGCAGGAGGAGGCAGAAUUAAUGGCGGAGGAAGCACCAUCGGAGGAGGAGGCACUACAGGAGGAAGUAGCAUCACAGGAGGUGGUGGUAUCACAGGAGGCGGCAGCAUCAAUGGAGUCAUCAAUGGAGGUGGCAUCACCGGCGGUGGCAUCACCGGCGGUGGAGGAAGAGCUGUGUGUCAUGAGCCAUGCCUUAAUGGUGGAAAGUGUGUGGGCCCAGAUCGGUGUGCCUGUGUAUACGGAUUUACUGGCCGUAGAUGUGAAGCAGAUUACCGUACUGGCCCUUGCUUUACCAAAGUUCAGCAUGACAUGUGCCAGGGCCAGCUGCCUGGAGUCGUUUGUACCAAGCAGUUGUGCUGUGCUACAAUAGGCAAAGCAUGGGGACACCCCUGUGAACACUGCCCAUCAAGACUUGAUUGUAAUAAGGGUUUCCUGAAAAACAUUCACAGUGGAGACUGUGUUGACAUAGAUGAAUGUGAAGCCAUUCCAGGCUUGUGUGAAGGAGGUAUUUGUGUCAACAGCAUAGGGUCUUUUACCUGUGAGUGUCCAGAAGGACAGGCAAGAAACCCAGAGACCAAUGCCUGUGAAGACCGAGAUGAAUGUGCUGAGGGAGACCAAUGUGAGAAUGGUCAUUGUGUUAAUACAGAUGGGAGUUUCUAUUGCAGCUGCAAUACAGGCUUCAUUCCUAGUCAGGAUCGUAAAAAAUGUAUUGAUGCACGCCAAGGAUUUUGCUACACGGAAAUCAAUAGCAAUAAUCGGUGCAGAAAGCCACUAGCCAUACCCCUUACGCGUCAUGCUUGCUGUUGCAGCAAGAAUAUGGGGAAGGCUUGGGGUGAAGGCCGCAAUGACUGCGUGCCUUGUCCUAUGCCAGGAGAAGAGUUGUACCAGCGUCUCUGCGAGCAGCCAGGGUCUCUUAUGCCUCCCGUGGAUGAAUGCACUCUAAAUCCUGGUCAGUGUGGUGAAGGAGGACGUUGCAUUGAUACUGCCAGUGGCUACAUCUGCCAGUGUUACGAUGGAUUCACCAAUGUGCAGGCUUCGGACAGAUGUGUUGAUGUGGAUGAGUGCCGGGAAGGAGCUUGUCGUGGGGGCCAGUGUUACAAUACCAUUGGCAGCUUCAGAUGUCGUUGUCCUAUUGGUUUUGACUUGUCUUCAGAUGGACGUACCUGUAUUGAUCAUGAUGAAUGCAGUGAAACAGGCAUGUGUGCAAAUGGUGUCUGCACAAAUAUGGAUGGAUCUUUUAAAUGUAUAUGCAAUGAUGGAUAUAUUUUAUCUUCAUCAGGCUUUGCUUGUAUAGAUAUUGAUGAAUGUGAGGAAAAUCCAAGAAUUUGCUUAUUUGGUCGUUGUGAGAAUUUAGAUGGCAGUUAUCGAUGUGUAUGCAAUGAUGGCUAUACACAUGUCAAGGAUGGUAGCUUUUGCACUGAUGUUGACGAAUGCGGUGAGACAGGCAUGUGUGAUCAUGGCUCAUGUGUUAACAUGGAUGGAUCCUUCAAGUGCGUCUGUCAUGCUGGAUACACCUUGUCUCCUAGUGGGAAGACUUGUAUUGACAUGGAUGAGUGUGCCUCAGGGCCCUGUAAAAAUGGUCAGUGCAUCAAUACUGAAGGGAGUUUUAGGUGUGAUUGUCCACCAGGUUUCACCCUUGGGGUUAAUGGUGUCACAUGCCUAGAUACAAAAUUGGACUUCUGUUAUGCCAUGUAUCGUGAUGGCCAGUGUUCUAAUCCAUCCACAACACCCACUACAAAAUCUGCCUGUUGCUGCUGUACGGUUGUGUUGGGUCAGCCAAUGGGUUGGGGGACACCAUGCCAAGCCUGUCCACAACCUGGUUCCCAGGAGUUCCUUGGCCUUUGCCCUCAUGGGUUUGGCAUCACACACGAGGGUGAUGACAUCAAUGAGUGUGCCCUGAACCCUGCUAUUUGCCGCAAUGGAGCUUGUGAGAACCUAGAGGGAGGCUACAGAUGCAUCUGUAAUUCUGGCUACAUGGUGGAUGACAGCGGACGGCAGUGUCAUGACAUUAAUGAGUGUGCCAUUGACAACCUUCUGUGUGAUGGUGGUCAGUGUCGGAACACACCAGGGAGUUACCAGUGCAUCUGUCCAUCCGGUACUCAGCUAAAUCCUAACACCCAUGUUUGCAGUGAUGUGGAUGAGUGCAAUGAAUUAGGUGAAGAUGCCUGCGUUGGAGGCACCUGUGUAAAUGUUAUUGGUUCUUAUAGGUGUGAAUGUGAUGAAGGCACCAUUCUGGACUCCACUGGCAGAUACUGUAUUGGUCAUCUUGGAAGAUAUUGAUGAAUGUGCAGAGAUGGAGAACCUCUGUGGGAAUGGCCGAUGCUCCAAUACAUUUGGUGGAUUCAUGUGUUCUUGUGCCAGAGGUUACACCUUGAACAGUGGAGGCACUCUAUGUGUAGAUAUUGAUGAAUGUGCUGAUCAUACAAAGUGUAAAAAUGGUCACUGCAUUAACACAAUUGGAGGAUUUGAGUGUGAGUGCCCUCCAGAUUUCAGUUUACUACCCAAUAGGGUUGAGUGUGUGGAUAUGAGAGUUGAAACAUGCUUCACAAAGUAUGAAGAUGGAGUAUGUUCCCUUCCAAUGAGAAUGGAUAUCACAAGGAUGAAAUGCUGCUGCUCCCAGGGAAAAGCAUGGGGUGCUAACUGUGAACCAUGUCCAAGGGAAGGCACAAGAGAAUAUAUGGAACUGUGCUACUCAGGCAUGGUAGGUCCAAGCUUAACUGGGGGAGGGCGGGUGGGAGUUGGCCCUGGAGAAGACGGUUAUAGGAGACCUGGAGAACCUGGAUAUGAUGAGACCUUAGAAGAAGGUGGCACAUAUGGUGGACCAGGUGGCAGAGGUGGACCACGUGACAGAGAUGAUGGAUUUGGACGUGACAGAGAUGAAGAUGGUAGAUAUAGACCAGGUGACAGAGAUGAUGGAUUUGGACGUGACAGAGAUAGAGAUGGCAGAUAUAGACCAGGUGACAGAGAUGAUGGAUUUGGACGUGGCAGAGAUGGAGAUGAUCGAUUUGUAACUUCAGACAGAGAUGGGGAUAUGAGACAUGAUAUAGGUCAGCAAGGGACGGUAUUCAAUCCUCGAACAGGUACACUUGAAGAUUUUGACGAGUGUGAGUUGAUGGGUCACAUGAUGUGCAAAAAUGGACGAUGUAUAAACACCAUGGGUUCUUUCCGCUGCGAAUGUGACCAUGGAUUUCGUUAUGAUGAGCCAAGUCAUAUGUGUGUUGAUAUUGAUGAGUGCGAAGAAUUAACUCCAUGUCAAGGAUUAGCCAAGUGUGAGAAUACCUUGGGAAGCUACCGAUGCUCUUGUCCGACAGGUUACAAGAUAAACAGACUUACUAAUGAUUGUGUUGAUAUCAACGAAUGUGAGCAAGGAGGUGUAUGCCAACAUGGUGUGUGCAAUAAUUUCCAGGGAAGCUUCCAGUGCAUUUGUGACUCAGGAUAUGUACUGACAGCUGACCGUUCCUCUUGCAUUGAUCUUGAUGAGUGUGUUCGUUCACCAAACAUCUGCAACAACGGAACUUGUAUCAACUCUAUGGGUUCUUUCCGUUGCCAGUGUCACAGAGGUUUUAAAAUUGGACCCAAUCAUGACUGCAUUG
Molecule: messenger RNA, 3731 nt
Organism: Penaeus vannamei (Pacific white shrimp)
Lineage: Eukaryota; Metazoa; Arthropoda; Malacostraca; Decapoda; Penaeidae
Source: RefSeq, a predicted model, not a curated record